Messenger RNA from Amoebophrya sp. A120, 216 nucleotides. NCBI's taxonomy places the organism in Eukaryota, Dinophyceae, Syndiniales, Amoebophryaceae. The record is from the annotation of a GenBank genome assembly.
GCGACCCGGGAAACCAACCUGGUCCGCUGGCGGCAGCAACCGACCGAAGCCAGGGCACGCGCCGAGGCGGGGUGGCAGGGUAGGCCCGUUUGGCCAUGUGGUGUGGCGCGCGUUCGCGUAUUAGCAUGGUCCGUGUGGCGGCGCAACCAGUCAGAAGCAGCAACGAACAAACCAGAGCCGCUGGACACCCAUGCGCAGAAGCCGGCCCCGGUGUGA